Molecule: messenger RNA, 1398 nt
Organism: Cornus florida
Lineage: Eukaryota; Viridiplantae; Streptophyta; Magnoliopsida; Cornales; Cornaceae
Product: ubiquinone biosynthesis O-methyltransferase, mitochondrial-like
Exons: 9
Coding region: 108-1106 (332 amino acids)
Biological process (GO): ubiquinone biosynthetic process
Molecular function (GO): 2-methoxy-6-polyprenyl-1,4-benzoquinol methyltransferase activity
Source: RefSeq, a predicted model, not a curated record
AUUUGGGCUGCUAGUUUAGAGGCCCAUCGGCCCAAUGCUACUCCUCUGAACCAAAUCAUUGCCUUCGCCGAUUUAUUUCUCCUGCUUCUUUUCCGUUGUCUUCCACAAUGGCUUCAAAGCUUCUGAACCAUCUCCGAACUCUGUGUAAAACCGAUCACCACAUUCUCUUUUACCGAUUCUCAAACCCUAACCCUAUUUUUUCUCUUAAACGCUCGAUCCUCAGAUCUCCACAAACCUUUGUUCACUUAAGACCUUACUCUGAUGUUUCUCAACCGGUUCCAAUCAAUCCGUCUUUGCCUGAGAAGCCUCCAAUCAAUGGUGAUACAACAAAUGAUGUGAAAAAUUUCAAUAGGGUUCCAACUUCAUCCUCGUCUUUGAACGAAGCCGAGCUUGCUAAAUUUUCCUCCAUAGCCGAAACUUGGUGGGAUGCUGAAGGACCAUUUAAGCCAUUACAUGCGAUGAACCCUACGAGAGUUACUUUCAUCCGCUCCACCCUUUGCCGACAUUUCAGAAAGGAUCCAAAUUGUGCUAGGCCCUUUGAAGGACUAAAGUUUGUUGAUGUUGGAUGUGGAGGGGGAAUUCUAUCAGAGCCUUUGGCACGGAUGGGCGCUACUGUAAUGGGAGUUGAUGCUGUGGAGAAGAACAUCAAGAUUGCUCGCCUUCAUGCGGAUUUGGAUCCAGCGACUUCAGCAAUCGAAUAUCGUUGUACAACAGCUGAAAAACUAGUUGAAGAACAGAGAGAGUUUGAUGCCGUGAUUGCUUCAGAGGUAAUUGAGCACGUAGCAAAUCCUGCUGAAUUCUGCAAAUCAUUGGCAGCAUUAACUGUUUCUAGUGGAGCCACUGUGAUUUCAACCAUAAAUCGUUCAAUGAGAUCGUAUGCAACUGCCAUCAUCGCAGCAGAGUACCUCCUCCGUUGGCUCCCUAAAGGUACACAUCAGUGGUCGAGCUUUCUUACUCCUGAAGAACUAGUCUUGAUCCUACAGCGUGCUUCCAUAACUGUCCAAGAGAUGGCUGGAAUUGUGUACAACCCCUUGACUGGAGGAUGGGCCCUCUCUGAUGAUGUUGGUGUAAAUUAUAUUGCUUUUGGUACCAAAAAGGGCCAAUAAUGUAAUCGAAAUUUUAUGUUGAGCUAAAUUUUUCUCUAAUCCAGUUAUUUCUCCCCUCCACACACGCCCAAGCUUAUCUCCAGCUUGUUCUUGAUUACUCCAAUAUUCUAUCUUUCUAUAUCCAGAUCUGAGAUUCUAUAGGAAGGAUAUAUGUAUGUGUGUGUGUGUGAACUCCCCAAGGUUAUGCUCUGGGUGCUUUCAUAUCCGGUUAAGUCAUAGUACUGUUAAUACUUUAGUGGUUAUGUGGACAGUGGAAAAGUAAUCUGAAGUGAGUUGAUAAUUUAUACAUUCA